Molecule: messenger RNA, 2806 nt
Organism: Durio zibethinus
Lineage: Eukaryota; Viridiplantae; Streptophyta; Magnoliopsida; Malvales; Malvaceae
Gene: ASIL2
Product: sequence-specific DNA binding transcription factor
Cellular component (GO): nucleus
Molecular function (GO): transcription cis-regulatory region binding
Source: RefSeq, a predicted model, not a curated record
AACCCGUUCACACCGGUGACGGGAUCCCACAUUUCCCCAAUCAAAUCCUUCCACCUCACCAUCUGUUCUCCACGUGUCUCCUCGUCUAUACAUCUUUCACCGACGCCGUCAUUACCCCCCUCGCCCCCCACUUUCCCUCCCGUCAACCGGUAAUAAAAAGCAAAGGAACCAAAAACCAUAAACAAAAAUACCCUAAUUCCCUCUCCGUUGAAACCCUUCGUUUUUUUUUUUUUUUUCAAAUUAUCGAAUUUUUUGGAUCUCCAUGGAGGAAGACGAAGAGAUCCAAUCGCACCCGUCCGCUGCAGGAACCGGAUCUCCAUCUGCGUCGUCACCGUCGCCGACGUCCAACGGUCGUAUAACCGUAACGGUAGCCGCCGGGCCUCCUUCCGAUCCACCACCUCCAGAAGAGCCGCUACAACAUGAAAACACGCUUACGCUGGCUCUUCCACCGCCGCAACAGCCGAAGAACAUUGGCGGCGGUGGAGGCGGAAGAGAAGACUGCUGGAGCGAAGGCGGUACAGCGGUUUUAAUCGACGCGUGGGGGGAGCGGUAUUUGGAGCUGAGCCGUGGGAACUUAAAGCAGAAGCAUUGGAAAGAAGUGGCGGAUAUCGUGAGUGGCAGAGAGGACUAUACAAAAACUCCGAAAACGGAUAUUCAGUGUAAGAAUCGAAUCGAUACGGUCAAGAAGAAGUAUAAGUUAGAGAAAGCUAAGAUUGCAGCUGGAGGUGGGCCGAGUAAGUGGGUCUUUUUUGAGAAAUUGGAUCAACUUAUAGGACCCACGGCGAAAUCCACGGCGAAGAUAUCUGUUAAUGCUGCGGCCGUGGGUGGUGGUAGUGGUGGAAGUGCUGGCUUGUUGUCUAAAGUACCCAUGGCGAUUCCAGUUGGGAUCCGGUCCAGUUUGAAUUCAUUUAGAGUUUCUCAGGUUCAGGAAAGACAACAACAACAGCAAAAGCAACCUAGGACGGUUGUAUUAAAGAAUCAGAAUAAGAUGCAGCUUAGGAAACGGGGUCCGGUGGAUAUGGAUUCCGAGGAGGAGGAGGAUGAUGAGGAGGAGGAGGAAGAAGCGGAUUCGUUGGAUAGUUUACCGCCACCUCCAACGGGGAAGAGGGCGAGGACUGUGGUUCACAAGGGUAUCAAUUCAGGGGGGAAAGGAAGAAAAUGGGGGAAUUCAGUUAGGGAAUUGACCCAGGCCAUAUUGAGGUUUGGGGAAGCGUAUGAGCACGCGGAGAGUGCGAAGCUGCAACAGGUGGUGGAGAUGGAGAAGCAGAGGAUGGAAUUUGCGAAGGAGCUGGAGUUGCAGAGGAUGCAGUUUUUCAUAAAGACCCAGAUGGAGAUUUCACAGUUGAAGCAUGGGAGAAGAGGUGGUGGAAUCUGGAAUUCUAGUAAUCAUCAUAGUAAAAUUAAUAAUAGUAGUAAUAAUAAUAACAACAACAACAACAAUAGUGAUAGUAGCAACUAAAUUCAGUAUGUUUGGAAUUGGAUUAGGGGUUAGAUUUUAUGUGUUUUCUUGGGUAAAGACCCUAGAUUUGUAUUGGAAUUGGUAGUUUUCGAGUGUAUUUCCAUGCUUUCUUUAUUGUACUUAAUUUAUCACAAUUUAACUUGAACCAAUGUUAAGAUAGUCACUAGAUGCUCAAUUAGAUUGUACCCAAAGAAGUUUCUCUUAAAUUCAUGUGAAUGUAGUUGGAUAUUGUCACAUCAAAUCUGUUGAUGGCUACAUUGCUUGUGUUUGGUGAACCACUUGAAACUUGAAAGGAUCAGUUUAAUACUUAUAAUUUCAGGUCUAUAUAUACUGUCACUCACAACUCUUAAGUUGCUUCCGAAUUCUGGUUGCAAGGCAUUGAAUCUUCUGGUACCAUCCGAGUAAAUCUGGAGUAAUAUAUGCUGGUUCAGACUUGGUUCAUAAAAGGAACACUUGAGAGAUUAGACAUAUUCAACAACUGUGGCAUUCUGUGCCCUUUCAUGCAGACAUUUUUGGCUUCAUAUUUUGAUAUCGCUGGCACUGCUUUCCUGGUUUGUUUGGUUUGUUAGUACACCAGAGGUUUUGGAAUUGGUUAACACAUUGGAUGCAGAGAUGUCUUAGUUGGAAGCAGCUCAAAGAACAUAUUCUCAGUUCAGCAGCACUUGGCUACGUCCCUUUACUAGUGCAUUUGCUGCUGGUUUUAACUCUGACACCGUAACUGAACUCCAACAAUUCGCAGAUGAUCUCCGUGCUCAUUCCUUGAAGUAAGAACUCUAGAAAUCCUUUUCAUUGAGAUACUGUAUCACUGUCUGUGUCUGUCUGCCUCCUCUUGAGUCGGCUAUUCUUCGCGUUAGCAUGGUGCCUACGAUUAAGUGGGCUUUGGUUGUGGGUAGGCACUAGUAUUCCUGCAGCUGUACGUCUCCUAUGGUAAAUGCCACCUUUUGCAGUGAUUUUGUACUGCCAUGUCACUAGAGGUGAGACAGGAAGUUGUUUCAUGAGUUUGGUGAGGCCUGGAAUGAAAGCAAUGAGUGCACAAAAAAAAGGAUAAAUUAAGCAUAAGCUUAGUCUUAGAAAGAGAUGAAGAUGAAGAUGAAGCUGGUCAUAGGAAAAGAGAACAUGGAUUAUUAGUUCUAGAUUUCACCCAAGAUUGGUUAAGCUUUUCAAUUGAUGAGAUGAUGAAAAUAAGCAAGUAUAGCUGGCUUCCAAUAUUGUCCCGGGAAUUUGAACUCUACCAUGCUUGACAAUUGUUUUCUUCAACGGCUAGAAACAGUCCAUUUGGUGGAGAAAAACAACUCUGUUGUUCAUCUAAAGCAGUGACCAUCUUUUGGUAAUGCUGAUGGAUAUAAA